Messenger RNA from Hemibagrus wyckioides, 6928 nucleotides. It is a transcript of the gene kcnh5a, whose product is annotated as potassium voltage-gated channel, subfamily H (eag-related), member 5a. The transcript has 12 exons. The record is from RefSeq and is a predicted model, not a curated record. Gene Ontology annotation, molecular function: voltage-gated potassium channel activity. Gene Ontology annotation, biological process: regulation of membrane potential; potassium ion transmembrane transport. Lineage: Eukaryota; Metazoa; Chordata; Actinopteri; Siluriformes; Bagridae. Gene Ontology annotation, cellular component: membrane. The coding region runs from base 157 to 3459 and encodes 1100 amino acids.
UCCGCGCUACACACGAGCUCGUGUAAGCCAGGCAGGGCGCAGCGUUACCAUGGUCUUCUCCAUCCCGCCGACACAUCCCCGGCCGGUCCGUUUCAUUUCCGCGAUCAGCUUCGGCAGAGUGUGCGAGCGUGAGGGACCUCGUAGUUUGAGCGCAGAAUGCACGGGGGAAGGAGAGGACUGGUGGCGCCGCAGAACACUUUUUUGGAAAACAUCGUCCGACGCUCAAGCGAGACCAGUUUUCUCUUGGGUAAUGCACAGAUCGUCGAAUGGCCUAUAGUGUAUAGUAAUGACGGAUUCUGCAAGCUUUCUGGCUACCACAGGGCUGAGGUCAUGCAGAAGAGCAGUACUUGCAGUUUUAUGUAUGGUGAACUGACAGACAAGAAGACAAUAGACAAAGUCAGACAGACUUUUGACAACUAUGAGUCCAAUUGCUUUGAAGUUCUACUCUAUAAGAAGAACAGGAGCCCAGUAUGGCUAUACAUGCAGGUGGCCCCGAUCAGGAACGAAAACGAUAAAGUGGUUCUGUUCCUCUGCACCUUCAAGGACAUAACCGUCUUCAAACAGCCCAUUGAGGACGAGACCACCAAAGGAUGGACCAAAUUUGCAAGACUGACCAGAGCGUUGACCAACAGCCGUGGCACACUCCAGCAACUCGCCCCGUUAAACAAAACUGAAGUGAGCCACAAGCAUUCUCGACUGGCUGAGGCUCUUCAGUUAGGCUCAGACAUCCUCCCGCAAUACAAACAGGAGGCGCCUAAAACUCCUCCUCAUAUCAUCCUGCACUACUGCACCUUCAAGACCACCUGGGACUGGGUCAUCCUCAUCCUCACCUUCUAUACUGCCAUCAUGGUGCCAUAUAACGUCUCCUUCAAAACCAAACAGAACAACCUGGCCUGGCUGGUGGUGGACAGUGUGGUGGAUGUCAUCUUCCUGGUGGAUAUUGUGCUUAAUUUUCACACUACAUUUGUGGGGCCUGGUGGAGAGGUCAUAUCAGAUCCUAAACUCAUCCGCAUGAACUACCUGAAAACCUGGUUUGUCAUUGACCUGCUCUCCUGCCUGCCAUAUGACAUCAUCAAUGCUUUUGAGAAUGUGGAUGAGGACUCCAUCUCUGAAUCCUCCGCAGUGGGCCACAUACCGGCAGCGCGGAACGUCACGCGCACCGAAGACUCCGUAUUGCCGGGACUCAGCAGCCUUUUCAGCUCGCUCAAAGUGGUGCGUCUGCUGCGUCUGGGCCGUGUGGCUCGUAAACUGGACCACUAUCUGGAGUACGGAGCUGCUGUUCUGGUUCUCCUUGUCUGUGUCUUUGGCUUGGUGGCUCAUUGGUUGGCCUGUAUCUGGUACAGCAUCGGUGAUUACGAGGUCAUUGAUGAAGUCACCAACACCAUUAAGACAGACAGCUGGCUCUAUCAGCUAGCAAUCAGUAUCGGCACACCUUAUCGGUACAAUGCCAGCGGAUCAGGCCAGUGGGAGGGAGGACCGAGUAAGGACACUCUCUACAUAUCAUCACUUUAUUUCACAAUGACCAGCCUGACUACCAUCGGCUUCGGUAACAUCGCUCCUACCACAGAUGGCGAGAAAAUCUUCUCUGUGGCCAUGAUGAUGGUGGGCUCUCUCCUGUAUGCCACCAUCUUUGGAAACGUGACCACCAUCUUCCAGCAGAUGUAUACCAAUACCAACCGCUACCACGAGAUGCUAAACAAUGUACGGGAUUUUCUGAAGCUCUAUCAGGUGCCUAAAGGUCUGAGUGAAAGAGUAAUGGACUACAUCGUCUCCACAUGGGCCAUGUCGAAAGGCAUCGACACAGAGAAGGUGCUGUCUAUCUGCCCCAAAGACAUGCGGGCGGACAUUUGCGUACACCUUAACCGGCAGGUGUUUAAUGAGCAUCCUGCCUUCCGGCUGGCAAGUGACGGCUGUCUGCGCUCUUUAGCUGUGGAGUUCCAGACCACACACUGCGCACCGGGAGACCUCAUCUUCCACGCUGGAGAGAGUGUUGACACGCUAUGCUUCGUGGUGUCCGGCUCGCUUGAGGUCAUUCAGGAUGAUGAGGUUAUUGCCAUUCUUGGCAAGGGUGAUGUGUUUGGUGAUGUUUUCUGGAAAGAGACCACACUUGCUCAUGCAUGUGCCAACGUGCGGGCGCUGACUUACUGUGACCUGCAUGUGAUCAAGAGAGAGGCCUUGCUCAAGGUGCUGGAAUUCUACACAGCUUUCGCCAACUCUUUCUCACGUAACCUCAUCCUCACCUGCAACCUCCGGAAGCGGAUUGUCUUCCGUAAAAUAGCAGAUGUGAAGAAGGAGGAGGAGGAGAGAAGACACCAGAAAAAUGAAGUGACACUCUCCAUUCCUGUGGACCAUCCAGUCCGCAAACUCUUCCAGAAGUUUAAACAGCAGAAGGAGAUGAGAGCACAGGGGUCCUUGCUGCCUGACCUGGAGAGGAACCAGCACCAUGUGGAGCACCAGCUCCAUCCACUUUCACACCACCACCAUCAGCAACACCAUUAUCCUCAGCCCCAAUACCAGGUGCACCAGUCGCUCCAUCAUCAUCAUCAUCAUGGACCCUCUAUGCAAAAUGGGGCUCCUGGUUUGGGUGGAGGUAGUGGUAAUGGAGGCUCCACAGUUGUGACUGUUUCGCAGAUAACCCCAGUUCACAGCUCCUUGGCAUAUGUUCAAACAGAGGACUCCAGUGGGAGGGCCUGCCAUGAGGCCAUGGAGCUAAAGCCCAGCCUCAGUGUGGUUGAACAGAACUGCUUAAAGUUCACCAGUCCUGCCCGACCCAGGGGUGGGGGUGGUAGUGCUGGUGGUGUUGGUCGUCGGGGAUGGAUGCGUCUCAGGAACACAGAAAAUGGAGCCUCACUCGCUCCUCCAUCUAACUCAGAUUGGCCACAGAGGGAGGAGGAGUGGGGAGAUGUUGCCCAGCCCCUAAGACCGCUUCCAGAAGAUACCAAAAACCAGGUGGCUGAAGGAAAAGAAACCAUUACUAUCAAUUCAGACAGAAAUGGAAGUGACAUUGCAAAUGGAGGCUCUGAAGGAGCAGAUGAGAAGAGUGCACUACACAAGACAGAUUCUUGUGACAGCGGUAUCACCAAAAGUGACUUACGCAUUGACAGGGUAGGUGACUCUCGUAGCCCCAUGGAGCGGAGCCCACUUGAGCAGCCUAGCCCUGGAGUAGGGGCCUUGACCACAAGAGGUCUUUCUUUCCUACCUGUGCCUGAGCAGGCUCUGCUUCAAAACACCUUGCAGGAGGCUAAGAUGGAACUUAAGGAAGAUAUUCAGACUCUGAGUGGUCGUCUGUCUGUCCUGGAGGCCCAGGUGGGGGAGAUUUUAAGACUGCUUUCAGAGCAGAGGAGAUCAAGCCCACAGCCACAGACUUCAACCCCAAAAACCGAAUUCAAAUGCCAAGACAUUUUCAUUGUCUCCAGACCUGUUACUCCUGAGGCAGACAGAGAUGAUGGACCUUUUUGAAACAAGAGAGAAACAUUUAUUUAUUUAUUUAUUUAAAAUAGAUUGGUGGGUUUAUUUAUAAUGUUACCUCCUCUCGUGACGAUCAGAAAAAUAUGUUAAAGGGGGUAAAAAUAAUUUCUACUGUAAAUAGAUGCAUGUCCAGCUGGAAUCUGGCCUGCCAAUGAAGUCUACUUUAAGAACAGUAGUUGCUUGUACAUUUAUGACUGCAUGCAAAAUGAUUUAAAAAGACACAAUUUUUAUACUGACCCCAUGUGCUGGACUAUCUCUUGACUGACUAAUAUUUCAGGGCAUUUAUCUUCAAGAGCAGAAGCACUGCACGGUGCACACAUGAGCUCUGUGGCUGUAAUAAAGGCUUGGUGUGGUGUUUGGUAGCACUGCUUGAACAAACCACCUCUGAAGACUUAAUUAGCUAUUUUCAUCUUUUCACACUCUUUACCCCAACAUGUCCCCAUGUCUUGUUUCUUUAACUUAAGUGUCUAAUGCCCUAUAAAUCAUAGCAUGCAGACUGUAGAUGGAUAUCCAAAAGAGAUUAUUUUAUCUUCUAAUAUAGAAAGUUAAAGAUAUGUAGCUUUUAUUUUUCUCAUCCUAAACCCAUGAAGCAAUACUUUUAUGUUAAAUCUAGCAUCUAAAUUUGACAUGGAGAGAAUGUGGGAUGGGUGGGAAAAUUGUUUCGCUAUGAUGUGAGUGCAUGCUGGAUUUGUAAUAUUAAUUGGCAUGAAAGGGAGUUGAAAGACAACAUUCAGUUGUACAAAUUAACAUGUCCAGCUUUAGUAUAGGCAAAAUUUUGGAAGAAGUCUUAGACGCAUGAACAUACCCACGUCUAUAUUAUCAUAAGCAUGAUUUUAUUUUUUUUUUCCGCAUGGGUAAUAGGUCCUUUUUGGUACAUUAAUAUAAACAUUGAUAACAGAUGUCAAGAUGUCAAUUUUGGAGAUUUUCUCAUAUUGCUGUCCUAUUUUAUUUUGUUUCACUUUAUCAUUACACUGAAAUAGUUUACAAGCUGAAUAUCACUUUAUGACUUUCUGUAUGAAAAGUACGUGAUUGGAAAGUUUUCGUUUGGUGAUGUAGCUAUAAAGAAGGCACCAAAAGUUAUCAAAUGUUAUUAAAGCAAAGAAUAUUUGCAUGCUAUCCUCCUCAAACCCACACGCUGUUAGGAAAUAGUGGCAUUAUGUUCAUUCAAUGCUAGUCGUUUUCUUGUUACUUUCUCUCACAAAACACAGCUUUGGAACUUUGAUUCACCUCACAUGGGGCUCAUAGGAAGGCAGCUUAGAAUUCUAGUGUCAAAUGAAGUCAUACAGCUAACUGUAACCUAGUAACACAGUUAUCUAGCAUGUUCCUUAUUCAGCUGGGGAAGUUUAUUUUUUCGUUUUUCCCUCUUUUUACCAGUUAAUGAAAUAAAUUGUUAGAAAUCUGAGUCAUGGAAGGUAACAGCACAAACCCAAUAUAACCGUGGCUGUAAUCAGCUGAAUGACUGAGUGAUCUGAAUGAAUUUCCCCCAUGUAUGUAUUAUGAAUAUAAGUCCAGGAUAUAAAAUCAAAUGGCUCACGCCGUAUAUUCACAGUGUAGUGCUACACGUUUUAGAUAUUGUUCAGUUGUUCAAUUUACAUUGCAAAUAAAAUUACGUAUGCAGUGUGAGAGGAACCAUAAAUCCAUUUACCAAAUAUUUGCAAAACUCUUCAUUCAAGUUUCCUUGUUUUGUUCUGUGGAAACAUCUAAUUUGCCUAAUUUUACUGGCCUUAACAAAGACAAGCAAUAACCUUUCAGUUGAAGUAGUGUUAGUCUGUACUCUAGUUCUAGUUCGGCCCUAGGUAUUCAGUAAUACUAACACUAGAAUAGUAGUAUAGAAUAAUAGUCUUACAGAAAACACUGAGCUUUAAAUACAUAAAACAUUGGAGGCCUUGUAGAAGCUUCACUUCCCCUUAAAGGUGCAAAAGUCACAGAUUCAUUCUGCACAUAGAUUUUUGUGAUGUAAAUGCUGUUAAUGAAGGAAUCUUAACACAGACAUGUCGAAGAAUUCCAGGGUAUCACCAAAACCGGGUGAGCUGGUGUUGGUUUUUGUAUUAUAUAAGCUGAAUAACCAAGAUAGUGUGGAUAUGUACAGGAUGAUUAGCGACAAUAUCUUCACAAUAUAAUAACUUUCGCAAAUCUGUCAGCAUUACCGUAAUCUUAACCUUAUAAUUCACAUGGUCAGCUAUUAUAUUCUGGGUCAGCUAUUCUGGCUUUUGAAUUCUUUCCCCCCGUAUUUUGGAGAUAAAUGUGGUUAGCAGUUAUUAACAAUUUCAUAAAGUUUAUCUUGGUAAACUUCCUGCCUCAGCAUUUCUUAUCGUGCAUCAUUCUUCAUGAUUCAUUGUACUCAGGCUUUGAGAGUGAAUGUGAAAGAGUACUUUAUACACCGGUUUAUGAGAUCAGAGAAUAAUGAGUGAAACUUUUUUUUUUUUUUGCUGCAAAUGUAUCUUAUUAAAGAAAUUAUAGGUAUAUUAAAACCUUUUUGCAUAAUUGUUUAAUAAACUAAGAAGCUAAUGUUUUCUACUGUGGGCCUUUGCCUUCACUGAGAGAACACAAAGUAGCAUAGGGGCAUUAGUUUUGCUCCUUUUCCUCUGUGCAAUCCAAUUGAGUUACCGUUUAUCUCUUCAUGACCCAAGAGAGAGUAGCACACAGGCUGUAACAUGAAUAUUAACAUUGUAGAGAUAACAGAUGCUAAAUGAUCAUUUGUUUUGAACAAAAACAUUGCUCAUUUUUAAUGAAGUUGACUCACAUUGUUGACCUCCUCCACCUUGUAAAGUUGGAAUAUGAUUUUUGAUAGCAAGUCUGGUUUUUUGUCCUGCCAGGCAUCAGAAAUGGGAAGGUUAGGGUCUGUCUCCAUUUCCCUGGUGCACAAAAGAGCUACAGAAUUUUUUUGCACAGGGAAGAAGUGGGCGUUUGACUGCAUGCUGCAUUUUUGAUGUGUUCGAAAAGUUGAUGCCAAUGAAAAUGAUGUUUGCCUGCCAAAGUGGUACUUUGCUGCAAAUUUUUUCACACAUGUACGAAAUCCAAGGGGCCCUGGGGAAGAAGACUUUUAGUGCUGGGAAGCAUAGACAAUGCACCAAGUGAUACUGUACCAUUAUGUGUAGUCAGCAAACACAGCAGCCAAGUAUUAUAAAUGAUCUAUAGCUGGGUGUUGUUUUAAAGAGGAGCGGAUUUACAAUAUAGCAUGCUAUUUCUCCCCCAUAUUCUAUAUCAUAUUAAUACACUAGACAGCUCUGCUGCAUGGUACAGCAUUUACUUGUUGCAAAAGGACUUUGUAUUUUGGCUGAAGGACUCUGCCCAGGCUCUUUCUUUUGGAUUGCGUGAGACUCUGCAUUUGUUAAACUCUUUUUCAUGUACCUGAGACUUCCUUUUUAUCAGAGUGUAAAAAGAUAUUACAAAAACAUUAGAGGUGGGGGCAAAUGUUUAUUUUUACCACACUGGCAUGACUAAAUCUAUAAUUUGUUAU